ACGAGUUUUAAGAAAAUGAUAAAGACCCAGCCGAUUCGAAUAAUUCGAGGUAAACUUAUCUCCUGAUCUCUCUUCUACCUGAUUUUUUUCAUUCGCCUUGGAUUGGAGAAUUCUUAAGAAUCCAUAACCUUUCUAAAGACACCAUAACUGAUACAUAACUGGGAAGCAUCCAUACCACACCCCUCGCGCUUGCAACGUUUAUAUUUCGAAGGACCGCUUUCCCAGCUUUACUUAGCAUUUCUUACCCCCAUCGCCAUCUGCACGUAUCCCACCUCCUACCACCACCAACCCACGCCUAUCGAUCCAUCGUGACGAUGCCUAACCCCACCUCAAAACUUGAUAUCGCUGCCGGUGCUCUCGAUGCAAACACAAAGGCGGCAAAAAAGGCGGAGGCUCGCAAGAAGUUUGAAGAUGUGUUUGAUAAGAUUCGUGAUGAGCUGAUCGAGCGGUUUACGAGUGAGAAUAUGCCUCAGGAUGCGAUUGAGUGGUACAAGCGGAGUCUGGAAUACAAUGUCCCAGGAGGAAAACUCAAUCGUGGAAUGUCAGUCGUCGAUUCGGUCGAGAUCCUUAAAGGGAGAUCACUAUCAGAUGACGAGUACUUCAAAGCCGCACUACUUGGAUGGUGCAUCGAACUGCUACAAGCGUUCUUCCUCGUUUCCGAUGAUAUGAUGGACCAAUCAAUCACCCGACGAUCACAACCAUGUUGGUUCAGGCUGGAGAAUGUUGGUAACAUCGCCAUCAACGACUCGUUCAUGCUCGAGAUGGCCAUCUACCAGCUCCUAAAAAAGCACUUCCGUCAGGAGUCAUACUACGUUGACCUGCUUGAGCUUUUCCAAGAGACGACUUACCAGACAGAAAUGGGCCAACUUGUUGAUCUGAUCACCGCUCCCGAAGACCAUGUUGAUCUGGGCAAGUUUUCCCUUAAGAAACACAACUUCAUCGUCCGCUACAAAACUUCUUAUUACUCCUUCUAUCUCCCUGUCGCACUCGCCAUGCACAUGUGCCACGUUCCUGCCUCUUACACCCACUCUGGCAAGGUCGUCUCUCCCUACAAGCUAGCGCUCGAUAUCCUCCUCCCUCUCGGUGAAUACUUCCAAAUCCAAGAUGAUUUCCUCGAUUACUCUGGCACGCCUGAGCAGAUUGGGAAAGUCGGGACUGAUAUCAUCGAUAAUAAAUGCUCAUGGUGUAUCAACGUUGCUCUCUCGGUGGCGACUCCUGAGCAACGCAAGGUGCUUGAUGAGAACUACGGGCAAAAGGACUCACAGAAGGAGGCACGCGUGAAAGCGUUGUACGAGGAGAUUAACUUGCGUGAACGGUAUCGCAAGUACGAGGAGGAUGCGUACCAGCGAGUUACGAGUUUAAUCGACACUAUCCCAGAGGAUGAGCAGGCCGGUGCGCCUGAAGGAACGGUGGUAAAGAGAGAGGUGUUCAGGAGCUUCCUGAACAAAAUCUAUAAAAGAACGAAGUAAACAUAUAGAGAUUAGAAGAUAACUGCUAUGUUGAGUGCGUUGUAUAUGUUUUGUAUCUCUUAAUGACAAAUACUAUCCGUGUUGCAGUUUUAGUAAUUUCAGAUGCACUUCGGAGUCGUCGUGCGGAGUCUACAAGUGUGUUAUACUUUAAUGAAAGUAAGAAAUAGGAAACGAUGACUAUUUUACUUCAUUCAGCAGUUCUGCAAGCUUCAGAGCUUCCUGAUCUCCCAUCCCGCAUUUCUCUCUUAACUCUUGAAUAAUGGGACCGUUUUCCUUUGUGACUUGUCUGGUCUUCUUUCCACAUUGUCCAUCGAUGGUAUGGACAACGUACGUAAACCACUCAAGCCUCUCCACAUUCCAAGAUGGCCUCCUGUAAUAAUCCCGUAUCACAUCGCGCAUCUUUUGCUGGGAAACGUUGUAGACAUCGGCAUAUCCGUUUCUCCUCCCUGUCGUUGAUACAAUGCAAGCAUGCGCUUGUGGGUGCAUCCCGUAACCCCUAAACGCGCUUUCGUUGUUCCUCCACCAUUCCUCUAACUUAUUACUGAUCUGCCCAUCGCUCAUUUCAUUCGCCGUAAUCUCAUUCUCUAGCGCAGUGAUAGCGACGACGAUAGGAACCUGCCCUCGACAAAACACUUCGUGGAAGAGUCUCCAGUUCUUCUGCGAUGCUUCCUUGAGCCGCCCACGCAUGCAGAAAAUCAAGAGGCUGACGCCGCCCUGGGUGGACAAGGCUUGGACAAGCUGGUAUAACUGCACUAUGGCAGCUUGCUUUGCCACCUUUCCUUCCUCUCCCUCGUCCAGUCCUGCAGUAUCAUAAAGCAUGAAGUCGCGGCCAUGGAUGUUUGCCUUGAACGCAGUGUAUUGGAACGUACAACCGCUGGCUCCGCCGGAGAUCAUUGCGAUUGAGUCACCUGCAAUUAGGUUUAUGAUUGAACUUUUGCCAGCGCCUGUCUCUCCGAACAAGAUCACGUUGGGCGGGUGCAUAUCUAUCGAGUAGAUGGUCU
Messenger RNA from Serpula lacrymans var. lacrymans S7.9, 2470 nucleotides. RefSeq lists its product as uncharacterized. Gene Ontology annotation, biological process: trans, trans-farnesyl diphosphate biosynthetic process. Gene Ontology annotation, molecular function: (2E,6E)-farnesyl diphosphate synthase activity; dimethylallyltranstransferase activity. Gene Ontology annotation, cellular component: cytoplasm. NCBI's taxonomy places the organism in Eukaryota, Fungi, Basidiomycota, Agaricomycetes, Boletales, Serpulaceae. The transcript has 6 exons. The record is from RefSeq and is a predicted model, not a curated record. The coding region runs from base 315 to 1469 and encodes 384 amino acids.